Microthlaspi erraticum is the source of this 2151-nucleotide messenger RNA. Lineage: Eukaryota; Viridiplantae; Streptophyta; Magnoliopsida; Brassicales; Brassicaceae. The record is from the annotation of a GenBank genome assembly.
AUGUCUACGGCGACGAGACCGGUGGCUGGAAAUGGCUUGCCGGAGAAAGCGGCAGCGGCUCUGGUCAAUUCCUUCCGAUUGGCGUCGGUCACGCAACGCUUACGUUAUCACAUUCAACCCGGAGCUAAGUGUGACACUAAGGAGUUCCAGAUCUGCUGCAUCUCUCUCGCUAAAGGCAUUGAUUUUGCAAUAGCGAAUAGUGAAAUUCCAAAGAAGCUUGAAGAGCUUCCCUCGUUGCUGAAACAGGUGAGCCAACAUAAAACUGAUGUGUACACCAAGACGGCGGUUAUGGUGCUGCUGAUCUCAGUUAAGCAUGCUUGUCAACUGGGAUGGUUUUCGGAGAGUGAAAGACAAGAACUUACCGCUCUUGCUGAUGAGAUGAAGAAUAGUUUUGGGAGCUCCGGAAACACUAGCCCUGGUGUUAAAAGUCCCGGUGGUACGUUAUCGCAGAUCAUUGAGAGGUUCUAUCCAUUUGUAAAGCUUGGGCAUGUUCUUGUUUCUCUUGAAGUGAAGACUGGCUAUACAAUGAUGGCGCAUGAUUUCCAUAUCUCAAAGAAGAUGCCGCAUUCUCUCCAAGAGAGAAUUCUGUUAUUUGUUGUCCAGACAGACAACAUAGACACAUCUGCCUGUAUUACAAAUCCUCCAGAAGUCAGCUUCUUGUUAAACGGGAAGAUGGUCGAGAAGAGAGUUAAUAUCACAAUGGAUACAGGGCCUCAACUCCCAUCAAAUGUUACUGCUAUUCUCAAAUACGGAACGAACCUCUUACAAGUGAUGGGGAAUUGCAAGGGUCAUUACAUCAUCGUAAUUGCUUUUACGGGAGUGAUACUGCCACCUGCAAAACCAGUGCUGAAAGAUUACCUUCAGUCCGAAGUCAUUGAGUCAAAUCCAGAUUCUGACGUCAUCGAGGGGCCAUCACGAGUAUCUCUCAAAUGUCCUAUAAGUCGCAGCCGGAUCAGGCUUCCAGUCAAGGGCCAGUUGUGUAAACAUCUUCAGUGUUUUGAUUUCUGGAACUAUUACCACAUAAACAUGAGAAACCCAUCCUGGCGCUGCCCACAUUGCAAUCAAUCUGUUUGCUACCCAGAGAUCCGUUUAGAUCAAAAUAUGGUCAAGAUAUUGAAAGAUGCGGGACAGAAUGCUGUUGAUGUGAUCAUCGAGGCUAGUGGCACAUGGAAAGUUGCAAAGGAAAGUAAUGCGGCUGAGGAACCUGUGCGUGAUGUUAUCAUUCAUGAUCUUGAAGAUCCGGAUAGCUUCUUAAACUCUGGUCCGGUUGUUUUGGAUCUUACCGGGGAUGAUGAUGACGACGCUGAAAUGGAGCUAUUUGGUGACACCACCAAGGUUGUGGACCGAAAGCCCAGCUUGUUAGAUGCUCAGGGUCAAUCCAAUAACAACAACGCAAGCAAAGAUGCUUCAGACGAAGAUUACAGUUCUUUGUUUAAUAUUUCUGAUGUGAUUUCACUCGAUCAGGAGAUCAUAGAUCAAGAGUACCCAAACUUAACCCAGUUAACAAUGCCCCAAGAUCCAAUCUCACAGACGCCAUCCCCAAGAGAUAGACCAGCGCCUAUUUCCACAGUUUUCACUGUACCGAAUCCACCUCCUCAGUUGUCUCAGGCUCAUGUUUUGCCUGUUACGUCCAGCGGAACAUCAUAUCUUGGUAGAACCUCUAAUCAGAGAUGGAAUACAUCUCAAGCGCCAUCAAUGACACCUUCAUUACAGAGCCGGAGGCAUCCAGUUCCAGUUACGAGCCAGUCUCCUGCGAAUGUAUCGUCUCCGCACAUCCCUAGAGUACUCGCUGGCCAGCCUAGCAGUUACUUGAAGCGAAGUCUAAACAGUAACCAUGUAAGCUCUCAAAGGCAGCGCCCAAGUAGCCCCCCUGUUCAGUCCGUCAGUCGAACCAGUGACCUAAUGGAUGUGGACUCGACUACUCCUGAUACAACCAACUGGCUCCCGAGGAUGCGAGGCAGUCUUACGCCCGGAUCAUAUUCCCCUGCUCUUGACCACAUGAUCAUCCGACCUACCCAACAGUCUCAAACUAGGCUCCACGGUUCACAACCGGCUCAGACACCACCGGUUCAAACAUCUCAGCCGCCGUUUUCAACCGCCCCUCCCAACGUCACGAGGCCUUCUGGACCCACAGCACCAUGGAGAACUUGA